GAGUGUGGAGGUCGAUUUGAUGGCCUACAACGCAGCUCUCAGUGCCUGCGAUGCCGGUGGCAAGUGGCAAGCGGCUCUGCUCCUCAUCGAGAGGCUGAGAGCCAAGGGUCUGAAGCCUUCCGUGGUCUCCUACACCGCGGCCGUGGCCGCGUGUCGGAGGGGGGCUUGGAGGAUGGCGCUGAUGCUUCUGGACUGUGCGGCGGCUGCCGGCGUCCAAAGCAAUGCGGUGACCUACCAAGCGGCCAUGGAAGCUUGCGAGAAGAGUGCGCUGGCACGGCCCUGGCUGCACUUGGCGCCGCAGCUCCAGGGCCAAGCGCUGCGA
Molecule: messenger RNA, 322 nt
Organism: Symbiodinium sp. CCMP2456
Lineage: Eukaryota; Dinophyceae; Suessiales; Symbiodiniaceae
Source: the annotation of a GenBank genome assembly